AUGUCUCUCCCUACGCAUAAUCGGAACCGCUCAGCGAGUGGUUCAGGCUUACUCAACACCUUUGCAUCAGUCAUACCGACACCUAUUACAUCGAUAUUCACCUCACCGAGGAUAUCUCAAGGAAUCACACUAGGGGUUGAAGAGGAAGGUAAAUUCGGGGAAUCCUCCAGUUCAGCUGGUGGGUUAUUAAGUAAAGAUGCUCCGGAGGGAUUGAAGAGAGUCGAAUUGAGAGUGGGAGGCAUGACAUGCGGUGCAUGCGUAGCUUCCAUCGAAUCUCAAUUGAAGCAACCUGGUAUUCAUUCCGUACAGAUUUCCCUGCUAGCCGAAAGAGGUGUAGUGGAGUACGACGAAGAUUUCAUAGAUGAUCAAGGAAAGAAAUGGGAUGAUGCGAGGAUAGCAGAAGAGAUUGAGGAUAUAGGAUUCGAAGCUACGGUAGUGGAAAAGAGUGAAGUUGACGAGGUCGAGUUGAGAGUGUACGGUCUGGAGAACCCAGAAGUAGUCAAUUCUUUGCUCGAGACAACCUCAAACUUGGCAGGUGUACAUUCAGCAACCCUCCCAGCACCUUAUACACAUCUCGCACUUACUCAUUCCCCCCUGCUCAUGUCACUUCGUACACUUGUCGAUACCUUAUCCGCUAGAUUCCCUCAGCUAUCUUUCCUUCCCGUAUCAACAAGGGACGAUUCACAAGUAGCAUCGUUACAGAAACACAAGGAAACAGCCACAUGGAGAAGAACAUUUAUGGUUUCCGCUAUAUUCGCUGUACCCGUUUUCGUUAUUGGGAUGUUAUCGAUGUACCUACCUCAUUGGUUAAUGGGCUGGACAAUGUGGAAAUUGGUCGAUGGGAUAUAUCUAGGCGAUUUGGUCUGUCUGCUGUUGACAAUACCGGUACAGCUGUUUUUGGCAAGGAGGUUUUACGAGAAUGCUUGGAAGUCUGUUAAACACGGUUCGGCCACGAUGGACGUCCUUGUCGUGCUCGGUACAUCCGCUACUUUCACCUACUCUGUCCUCUCCAUGUUCUUCGCUAUGUUUUCUUCUGAUCCAGACUAUCGCCCUCAAACCUUUUUCGACACAUCCACGAUGUUGAUCACUUUCGUCUCUCUCGGUCGAUAUAUCGAGAAUCUCGCUAAAGGCAAAACAUCAGCUGCGCUCACCGAUCUCAUGUCACUUACUCCUUCAUCAGCCACGAUAUACGUUAAUCCACCUGCUGAAGGGGAACCAAUAGAUACCUCGGCCGAAACAAGGAAAGUACCCACAGAAUUAGUUCAAGUGGAAGACGUAGUAUUGCUAGUUCCCGGCGAGAAGAUACCCGCAGAUGGUGUAGUCUUGACUGGUGCUACAUCGGUUGACGAAUCGAUGGUUACCGGCGAAGCUGUGCCCGUAGCUAAGAAAGUUGGUGAUCAAGUCAUAGGAGGAACUGUCAACGGACUGGGAACGGUCACAUUUAGAGUCACUCGUGCAGGCGCCGACACAGCUUUAUCUCAAAUUGUUAAAUUGGUCGAAGAUGCUCAAACUUCAAAAGCACCUAUUCAACAAUUCGCUGAUCGCGUAGCUGGUAUAUUCGUUCCUAUCGUUAUCACUCUCAGUCUUAUCACUUUCAUCGCAUGGAUGACCAUCUCACUUCUUAACUCUACUGGGAAUCUUCCCGAUGUAUUCCAUUCGCCUGGAGCAAGCAAAUUCGGCGUGUGUCUCAAGUUGUGCAUAUCCGUUGUGGUCGUCGCUUGUCCCUGUGCAUUGGGUCUCAGUACACCUACAGCAGUAAUGGUAGGCACGGGUGUAGGAGCUCAAAAUGGUAUACUUAUCAAAGGUGGGAAAGCUCUAGAAGCAUGUAAAGGUGUUGGACGAGUGGUCGUCGAUAAAACAGGUAAUUUAACUGCUGCAUCACCGAAUCCGAAUUUCGAAAUUGAUACACCAUCGACAUUAUCCCUGACCACCUCGGCGACACCCUUACAACGACACACGGUACUUUCAAUCUUGUCACUUGCAGAAGCUAGAUCCGAACAUCCAUUGGGUGUAUCGAUCGCAGCCUACGGUCGAGAUGUACUGUCCUCUGCGGGAUUAUCGCCACCUAAUGGAGAAGUGAUUGAAUUUGAGUCGUUUACCGGCGAAGGUUUGGAAGCUGUGGUUAGAUUAUCGAAUGGAUCAGUGGAAGAGAGAAUAAGGAUCGGUAAAUCGAAUUUCGUCUUAUCGCAAUCAUCAAUGAGUACCUUGGACGAAAAGACGAUGGAAGUGGAAUUACCAGUCAAGAUGAGGGAGUUUGAAGAGAAACAGAUGAACUUGGCUAGAACAGUCAUUUUCGUCUCUUUCAUCAGAUCAUCAACCUCCAUACCUGUCUUGGCACUCUCUCUGGCGGAUUCACCUAAGCCCUCUUCGGCGCAUGCUAUACGAGCUUUGAAAGAUAUGGGUAUCAAAGUGACGCUGUUAACUGGAGAUGCGGAAGUCACUGCUAAAGCCAUUGCCAAGCAGGUUGGGAUAGAUGAGAAUGAGGUGUAUGCGGGUGUCAGUCCCAAAGGAAAAGCAAAGAUUGUCGGUGAUUUGGGAUUAAAUGAUGGCGGCGGAGUAGCUAUGGUCGGAGACGGUAUCAACGAUUCACCAGCUCUCGUAGCAGCCUCACUCGGUAUAGCUUUAUCAUCCGGAACGUCCAUCGCGAUCGAAGCUGCCGAUGUAGUCCUGAUGAGAUCGGACUUAUUGGACGUAGUAGCAGCUUUGGAUCUAGGACAUCAUAUAUUCAGAAAGAUCAAAGCCAAUUUGAUUUGGGCAUGUUGCUAUAACAUUCUGAUGAUCCCUUUAGCAAUGGGUUUCUUCUUACCGUGGAAUAUCCAUUUACACCCUAUGAUGGCUGCUGCUGCUAUGGCUUUUAGUAGUGUUUCGGUAGUUUUUUCAAGUCUAACUUUAAAGUGGUGGAAAAGACCUAUAUCAUCCGUCAUGCCUGACGAACCUUAUUCACCCGGAGGAACCCUCAAGGGCCUGUCAAAGAUACUUUUCGAAUUCCAAGAUUCUAUGAGCUCGAUAAUAUCUCUAGGAUCGGAAAUGACAAGAAGCGGAAGUACUUUACCUUUAUUGAGGAGGUUGAGUUUACGUCGACCUAGUAGAUCAGCUUAUGAGGCUAUACCGUUAGAUAGGUCAAAUACACCUAUACCUAUUAGUCCAGUAUAG
Messenger RNA from Kwoniella botswanensis, 3153 nucleotides. RefSeq lists its product as uncharacterized. Gene Ontology annotation, biological process: copper ion homeostasis; monoatomic cation transport. The coding region runs from base 1 to 3153 and encodes 1050 amino acids. Gene Ontology annotation, cellular component: membrane. NCBI's taxonomy places the organism in Eukaryota, Fungi, Basidiomycota, Tremellomycetes, Tremellales, Cryptococcaceae. The transcript has 7 exons. The record is from RefSeq and is a predicted model, not a curated record. Gene Ontology annotation, molecular function: ATP binding; P-type divalent copper transporter activity; copper ion binding.